AUGGAGGAGAUGGGCAAUAACGACAAUUCUGGGCCCGAUUCUGAAAAUACCGCCAUCGCGAUGCUGCCGCCGGAUCGCCACAUUACUCUGCCUGCCCUCGACAUGGCCUCCGAACUCAACGUGGCUGUCUGGAGGGCGUACGAGAUAUCCAGUGGGUCUACGGACCGUUGUGCUGCUCCACAGUAUCCUCCGAACUUCACCUUACGAAUGCAUCCGCCCACCGAGCAAGAGGCCGAGCCGUUCCUUACGAAAGUGCUCUACGAUCUGGUCGGGGCAUGCGGGCGCUCUCCCCUCAAGUAUCUCGCCGUUCGCGCCAACCAUCGGUACGGCACAACGGCCGCCUGGACGACGGGUUUUCGGACUUUCCCCCUCUUGGAGGAACUCUGUAUCUCCGGGGAGACUGACUAUGGUUUCGUCUCUUCCGGGUCGAUGCAAACCGUUUUCGUCGGACUCCACGCCGCUUCCGUCGACUGGCCCGAAUCGCCGCUUGCGUGCCCGAACCUGGAGAUCAUAGACGUGAAAGGGAAGGGUACAGAAGCGGCGUACGUGGCCAUGUGCAAUUGCCUCCGAUACCGCGCAGAAAAAGGUGCAGUACUGGAGGAGCUCUGGUUGGAUUUUCCCGUGACAGACUCGUCCUCGGCCGUCGUCCGCGAAUACGUGGACAUUCUGAUGAUGCAUACCGAAAGCGUGCAGGCAGAGACCGGUGCGUAG
Molecule: messenger RNA, 711 nt
Organism: Dichomitus squalens LYAD-421 SS1
Lineage: Eukaryota; Fungi; Basidiomycota; Agaricomycetes; Polyporales; Polyporaceae
Exons: 2
Coding region: 1-711 (236 amino acids)
Source: RefSeq, a predicted model, not a curated record